Messenger RNA from Daldinia caldariorum, 2028 nucleotides. Its product is annotated as kinase-like protein. Gene Ontology annotation, molecular function: ATP binding; protein serine/threonine kinase activity. Gene Ontology annotation, cellular component: cytoplasm; autophagosome. The transcript is spliced from 5 exons. The record is from RefSeq and is a predicted model, not a curated record. Gene Ontology annotation, biological process: peptidyl-serine phosphorylation; protein autophosphorylation; autophagy. NCBI's taxonomy places the organism in Eukaryota, Fungi, Ascomycota, Sordariomycetes, Xylariales, Hypoxylaceae. The coding region runs from base 62 to 1873 and encodes 603 amino acids.
CUUAAAUUCCGUCAUAAGAGUCUGGCUUAGGAAGCUAUCAGUUCCCCUUUUCCUACAAAAUAUGAGUCAGUUCUUCUUAAUAUUUAUUGUGACAGUCGCCGUAAUUAUCUUGAUUCAAAAGAGAUACGUAUUACCCGACGACGCGGUUAGGGAUCCUAACCCAGAUAGUAUCAUGGACAACAAUGUACUAGAAGAUACCAAAGAAGGUGCACCAACAGACGCUAGAGAAGAUGUACCCGAAAACGCCACGAAUAAUACGAUACCAACAAGAACAAAAGAAAUGCAUACACGAGGCAACACCGCGACAGAUAUUGUACCCACGGAAAGUCCCAUACUAAUAGACCGUUCAGGUAGCCCCAUUUAUUUGAGAGACUUAGAGAGAGAUAAUAUCUCCAGGCCGCAUUUCAAUCAUUGUCUCGAUUUAUAUGUAGAUCAUGUCCGAGACGUGUAUCAAAAUGUCGAACACGAACGCUUCGAUGAUAUACCCACCAAGCUACGCCGCCGAUAUCCAUGCUACAUAACUAGAGAUGAGCUAAUUACCUUGGAUAAAUGGGCACAGAAGCGAGGUCGUCCUCUAGGCAUCAAGGCACACAAGCGCAACGAGAAGCUGAUCCAAGAAAACACUGAAGAGACCGUUAGGAAAGUAACGGAGGAGGCAUUCAAGCUCUACCACGAGAACAAGAAUGACCCGUUUCCCGCUAUCAAAGCACUUGGCCGCGGAUUGCGCGGCGUAGCUUCAUCAAGAGCUUCUCUUCUGCUUUCAGUGGCGUAUCCUGAGACUAUGAUGUUUUUGUCCGAUGAACUCCAUUGUUGGAUGGGGACAGUAAGAGAAGAAAAUAAGAGAAGUACAGUGAAGACUCGGUCUAAAUGUUUUGGCCUCGCCAAUGAGAUGAGAUUGAGAAUAGGAGCCCAGGCUAUUGAUGUAGAAAAGGUUGCGUUCGUAUUGAAAUGUGAGAAAGAUGUAUUCAAUCUCAAACGAAAAGACAUCACGAGCCCCCCUCAUCCUCGCCCUGAACCAGUUGGUAGAGGGAGCUACGGUACUACUGUAUACGCAAUACAGCCACCGGCAGGGUGGGAGCAGAAAGAAUUCAUUGCGGUCAAGCGAAUUUUCUCGAUGCCUUCCAUGAAACGCCAUAGAUUAUUUGCCGAAAUAAAUGACUCGGCUUUUCUAGCCCAGCGGUCCCCAGAUCAUUUCGUCAAAUUCUAUGGUUGGAACGAGGAGCUCGACUUUUACCUACUCGCUAUGGAGUAUAUUAAGCUGGGAUCCUUAGAAUCUCACCUCAAACACUCGGAACACUCCAACCCUAUCAAAUGGACUGAAAUGAAUACCAAGUCUAUAACAAAACAGAUCCUAGAGGGAUUGGAGAUAAUGCACGGGAAUCGUAUGGCCCAUCGCGACCUAAAACCCCAGAAUAUCCUCGUCGUAUCCAAGGAGCCCAGAAUUAUCGUCAAAAUUGCCGAUUUUGGAAUUUCCAAGCGACUUUCCGAGAGAGGGACCACGUUCCUCCAGACGUAUGCUGGUACUCACGCAUAUAAAGCUCCCGAAGUUAUUCGGCGUUGGCGCGAAGAAGAUUCCUCGAAAAAGAAGUCAAAAGCUUCAUAUACCGAGAAGGUUGAUCUCUGGUCCCUUGGGUGUAUCGUCUUCAAUAUUGCCGCGCGAAGAGACUUGUACCCACGAGGAUGUCCUACAUCAUUUGACGACGAGGUUGAAGAAUAUUUGGAAAAAAAUUUAAAAGAGAUGAACCUAGGAGCCGCGGCAAUAAAGUUUGUACGUAACCUGCUUCAAUUUGAAGCUUCAAGGAGGCCUUCCGCUAGAGAUGCCCUAAAUAACCCCUGGAUAACCGGAGCUGCCGCUGGAGGCCAUAAUGCCUAGAGACAAUGGUUGACUUCAGACUUUCAUUUCAUGUGUUGCAGUGCAAAUCAUAGGAGAUGCAUGCGAAAGGAAGAAAGAUUCGAGAGUGAUGCAGACAAGAGGUAGCUAAUAAUGACUUAACGAUUUGAUGCCAUCUUUCUACAUUGACAAUAUAC